CCCGCAAUUCAAUCAUUCCCAUCCACGAGAACUUCCUCCAUAAUCCAUCAAUCUUCCUACUUCUCCUCCACCUCUCUUGAUCGCCCUUCCUGUGCCCACAGGUCGUCAUGGCUCCCGAGUCAUCCUCCCAGUCACCACAGGAGAUGCUCAACUUUACCUCUACCGCCUCGAUCCUGACCCCGCGGCUGGGAAGACUGGUCGUUGCGGGCAGGAAACCCAUCUCCACGCCGCACUAUAUCCCUUUGACAUCUCGGGGAGUUGUGCCCCAUGUAACGCAUGAUCUCAUGCGCGAUCAAACUGCCAUUGGCAGUCUCUUUGUUGGCCUUGAAGAUUUCAUAGAAAGACAAACCCCUAAGAACCCGUUUCCUCCUGCAUAUACGGUCCCCACGGGGCCGAACCAGUCGGCGCUGCGCAACUUCAUCUGUCUCCCCGAUGACAUCUUAUUGAUCAUGGGCCCGCGUCGCGAGCCGCCGAUCAAAUGCCCUCCGUCGAACACCCCCAACUCCGUCGCGAUCCUCACCUCGGUGGGCUACAGACAACUCGAGGCGAACCACUACCUGGACGCCAUUCGACACCUGCGGCCCGACAUCAUCAUCGGUCUCGCCGACCUCAUGCAGGGUCACAACCCGGGCAACAAGCGGCGCGGAAAGAUGGUCGACCGGACCCAUGCUUACACGACGCAUGCCACGGAGCAAUUAUACAACAACAAAGACACCAACAGCCGGUUAAAUACGGUCUACUUUGCACCGGUGCUUCCGCUGGAGAAUGCGGAACAGUCCAUCUAUCUGCAGGACCUGGAGACCGAGAUGCGUCGGUACAUCUCCGGCCUGGCACUAUACGAGUCGGCCUCGCUCUCCGCCGUCUCCGAAGGGCUGGGCGAUCUCCCACGCCUCCUCUUCGGCGCGCCAGCGACUCCCCACGAGAUUCUACGCGAUGUUUCCCGGGGUGCGGACCUGCACACCAUCCCCUUCAUGAGCAUCUGUUCCGACGCCGGUAUCGCCCUGGACUUCACCUUCAUCCCGCCCCCUUCAUCCCCGGCGCCGACGACCUCGCGUCCCCCUAUCCCGUUAGCCUAUGACCUUUGGUCCUCCGACUACAAGACCGACACGCGCCCUUUCUCGGAAUCCUGCCAGUGCUACGCCUGUCGUCACCACCACCGCGCCUACCUCCACCACCUCCUCUCCGCCAAGGAAAUGCUCGCCUGGUCCCUCCUGCAGAUCCACAAUCACCACAUCAUGGAUGUCUUCUUCGCGCAGAUCAGAGAGAGUAUCGAACGGGGUACCUUCGACGCAGACGCCGAGGCGUUUCAGCGGCGAUAUGCCUCCGAGCUCCCAGAACCCAAGGGCCAAGGGCCACGACUACGAGGUUACCAACUUCCCGCCUCAGGCCCCAAUCAGCCCCGUCGCCACGCCCGUGUCUACGGCCGCCUCGAUGACGCGGCGGAGAAAUUCGCCGAGUCGCAGUCCUCCGUGGCGACUCCGGAUACGGGUGCGGAUGGGCUGGAGGAGCAUGGGUUCGCCGAAAAAGUUUAAGGUCGAUGGGGCAUGGAACUAUUACGCCUGAAUUCUUUUUACUUCGAACAUUUUGAUUCGGGGAACAUGCAUUGCUGGCAUAGCGUGUAGCGUACAGCGCAUGGCGAUAGUAUUG
Molecule: messenger RNA, 1647 nt
Organism: Aspergillus saccharolyticus JOP 1030-1
Lineage: Eukaryota; Fungi; Ascomycota; Eurotiomycetes; Eurotiales; Aspergillaceae
Product: tRNA-ribosyltransferase family protein
Exons: 3
Coding region: 108-1532 (474 amino acids)
Molecular function (GO): tRNA-guanosine(34) queuine transglycosylase activity
Source: RefSeq, a predicted model, not a curated record